Molecule: messenger RNA, 3678 nt
Organism: Astyanax mexicanus (Mexican tetra)
Lineage: Eukaryota; Metazoa; Chordata; Actinopteri; Characiformes; Acestrorhamphidae
Product: platelet glycoprotein Ib alpha chain
Exons: 3
Coding region: 431-2896 (821 amino acids)
Cellular component (GO): plasma membrane
Molecular function (GO): protein binding
Source: RefSeq, a predicted model, not a curated record
CGAGACUAUUCUUCGUUUUGUGGAAUGGUUGGCAACCCUUUAAAUACAGCCAUUUUUAUGUGCUAUUCAAACCCACCAGUAAACCUCCAAAGGUUUUAUUUGGCAUGUUGAUGGUGGUAAAUAGUGGCAACUCUGACUUAAUGUUUACAUUUUUGCCACACAACACCCUGCAUGUAUCCCUCCACCAUUUUAAUGAUAUGUGAUAAAAAAUAAAAACAGUACAGACGGGUAUGGUGAUGUUCAGCUAUCAGUUCUGAGGUACACAGUAGAGGAAAAUUGGUGUGGAAUGGCUGCAGUUGAAGGAGGAAGAGCAGCUGGUUUAAAGGAAACAAGCUGUUUGCUGAUAAAGAGCUGCUUAAAAGUGGAGUGAGGAGAAAAUAUAGAGGGACUUUCAGGGACUUUCAGCAGCAGAACCUCCAGCAGCAACAUAAUGAUUCCCUUUCUCAGCCUUUUCCUCCUGGCCCACUGUUGCUGGGUAGUGAUGUCCAGCGGUUGCCAGAGUGACAGAAACACUGACCACAGGCCACGGGUCAGCUGUGUGGGCCAGGGUCUGACAGCAGUGCCUGAUGGUAUCGACGAUAAAACAGAGGUUUUGGUUCUGUCCCAAAACCAGUUCAGCUCACUGUCCUGGACUGCUUACAGCAGAUACACUCACCUACAUGAGCUGGACCUGGGCCAAAACCACAUCAAGGUCAUUGACCCAUCAGGUCCAGAGUUACAGAACCUCCGUGUACUCCGGUUGUCCAAUAACAAGCUGGAAGGUUUGGGUGGCCGGGUGUUCCGCUUCGCCCCUGCUCUAAUGGAGGUGUAUCUGGAUGGAAAUGCUAUCCGUACCCUACAUGACGCCUCUUUCAGUGACCUCCCACUGUUAGAAGUCAUCAACCUCUCUGGAAACAAGCUGCCUGCACUGCCACGUCGCCUGCUAGAAUCCAUCUCCUCCACCAGCCUGAAGACCUUUGAUCUAGAAGACAACCGUAUCAAGCACAUGCCUGAUGGUUUUUUCUCCUCCAAGCCUGAGCUGCCCUACGUCUACUUGUCCCAGAACCCCUGGCUGUGCAGCUGUCAGGUGGGCUACCUGCGGCAGUACCUUGACGACCAGGGCCAUAAUGUAUACAAACAUACUGGUCCUGCCAAGGGGACAGAGGUCACUGUGGCUGCAGAACUUCCUAGAGAUAGAGUGAUAAAAGCCAGCUUUGAAAAUGACCCAGAGAGUGUUGUGUGCGCUGGUCCACUAUCCUUACAAGGGUUCCCCAUCGUGGAUCUGCAGGAGGAUCAGUACUGCAGCACAAAUACACCUUCACUACUCGAGCAUGACACACACUUACAUACUUCACCCAGUCAACCAAUAACAACAGCUGAACCUGUAAAGAUUAUCCCAACAACUAUGAAGGCUACUACCACAACCCCACAAACAGCAUUGGUAAGCACUCUACCCACAUCUGGCCACGUUGUGCAAGCGUUCACCAUGCCUAGCAUGUGGACCAGACUGGAAACACAGACUGUGAGGCAUUUUUUGUACGAAGUGUGGACUCGUUGGAUCUCACAGUCCAGGACAAUGAAAGACAACAAAACAGCCAGAACUGAACUGAGCCAUAUGAGAACGUCCAAAAUGUUCUCUACAGCCACACACAAUCACGGAACCUUGCUGAUCCCAGUGACCUGGACUUCUAAACCGGCAGAUAGACCCCAAUCCACAUCUACCAGCCAUCAAAGUACUUUAAUUACUACAUCUCCUCUUACGUCCACUCUUGAUACAAGAACCUCACUAACCUCUACAUCUCUCCAGGUCACUACACCCCAACCCAUAUCUUCCACAACCUAUCAAAAGACCUCCAGAACAUCCUCUUCUUCUGCUCCUGCUCCCAAAACCUUCAAUCCCUUCAACCAUGCCUUGGGUGCCUCACAAUCAAUGUCUGGUUGCAUGGUGCCGUGGUGCUGGUGGCUCUUUGCCGGCUUCUUGCCACUUUGCGUCCUCUCAGCCCUCUGCUCUUGCAUGCUCUUUCUCUGGAUCCUUGUCACCUACAUCACUCUGUACCGGCCAAUCCGGCGGCAAAUUCACAAGCAGGAAGAUGUGACCCUGCUGACUUUCCAGACCAGUCCAGAAGGCACCGGAGGGUUAGGGACAGAGAACGGUGUGAUGUUUCUGCCCCAGGAGAAGAUUCCCAUAGAGAGCCAGGCAGUGUUCCGCUCAGUUCUGUUCAUUGUAAAAGAAGACGAGGGGGCAGAAGGUGACACAAAAAGAGAGGUAGAAAAAGAUAAAGAUGGCAAAAGUUUUGCCGUAUCUAAAGUAGAACUCGUGCCGGCAGUGGAGGAGAAGCGGAUGGAGGUGACAAUGCACGAUGAGAGACAGAGCACAGACAGGAAGGACAUAUUCAGGAAGACCCUAUACAGGGUGAUAAGCCGAGAGGAAGAGAUAGAAGGAUGGAGGGAGGUAGAGGAGAGCUGGGGGGAGGCCGAGAGUGGGAUGGAAGGCAGAGUAGUGGAGAGAGGGAAGAAGCGCUAUAGUCUGAUUCUGAGGGAAGAGGGGGGGAAAGUGGAGGACAGGGAUGAAGGGAUGGAGUGGUUGGUAGGAGAGUGGGAGAUGGGAGGAGGGGGAGGGAUGAAGAGAGGAAGCUGGGGAUCUUUUAUUAGAAGGAUAGAGAGCGGGGCUUCCCUGACUCCACCCACACCUGUGGCAGCUGUGGCACAAGCUGUCACACCUGAGAGUAACAUAGGCGGGGCUAUAUCCAUAAGAGGUGGGGCUACACAGAAUGGAAGCAGAGAUGUAUCUGAAAAAGCUGGAGCCUUAUCCAAGAGAGGUGGGGAUAUAGCCAAGAAAGGUGGUGCUAUUCAUAUCACAAACAAAGCUAUACUGGAUGGGGGUGGGGCUACAGGUGGGUUUGUACUAGAGAUAUAGCUGGGGCUAUAUCUGAAAGUGAUGUACUUAUAUUUGAGGGAGGGGGGGCUACAGCUUUUUAGGUGUGGGUUCAGAUUCUUUACAGACGCGGUUAAUUGGCUGCUGCUGUAUAUAACAUUUUAUUAUUUUUUUGUCUCAAUACAUUAGUGGGUGGAAUAAAAUAAUGUUAGAGUUAAGUUUCACCUUAAUUAAAAUAAAAUUAUUUUUAUUACUUUUUGACUUCUGAUUUUUUUAUUUAGUGAAUUUUUACAGAGGUUCCUGAGGAUUGUGUGCUCGUUUAGCAGUGUAGCAUGGCUGUGUGUAGUAGUGUUAUGUGUAUGCUGGUCUAUCUCUGCAUUAAAAUAAAGCCAUCUGUUUCCUGAUUGGAGUGUCAUCACUGUUUCUCAGUCCUCAGCUCAUAUUUCUCUCUCAGAGUGACUCUUACUAACCAGUGAUAGCAUAUAGAAUGAGCAGAACAAGCAGAACUGCUCAGUAAAGAAAGUCCCUUUUUUCCAACAGCAGCAGAUUUGGUCUUAAAAUCUAUGUUGUACAUACCAAUCAAUUAUGUAAACUAGUUUUAGGGCCAUUUUUGUUACAUUAUUUAUAAAUUUAACCCCCAUGUUUUUUUUGCUACAGAUUUUAAACUGACAUAACGUAAUAGUAAGGUUGCAAGGUUGGACAUUUUUUAGUACAAAUCUAACAAUCUUAAAAAAUUACAUAGAUCUGAGUUUCUUGCAUGCAAAGCCAUUCCAGUGUCACUACAGCUCUGAGACCCUCCACCCAAAUAAUAGACCACUGCAGUC